UCUGGCCCCGCCCCCAGCCGCACGCGCUGCCGCCAUGUCUAUCUUUACCCCCACCAACCAGGUCCGCCUCACCAAUGUGGCCGUGGUGCGGGCGCGGCGCGGCGGGAAGCGCUUUGAGAUCGCCUGUUACCGCAACAAGGUCAUGGGAUGGCGCAGCGGAGCAGAGAAAGAUCUUGAUGAGGUCCUGCAGACGCACACGGUGUUUGUCAAUGUUUCCAAAGGGCAGGUGGCAAAGAAGGAAGAUCUUGUGAAAGCGUUUGGGACAGAUGACCAAACAGAAAUCUGUAAGAUGAUUUUGUCAAAAGGGGAGCUGCAGGUAUCAGACAAAGAACGACACACACAGCUGGAGCAGAUGUUUAGAGACAUCGCAACUAUUGUGGCUGACAAAUGUGUGAAUCCUGAAACAAAGAGACCAUACACAGUGAUCCUUAUAGAGAGAGCCAUGAAGGAUAUUCACUACUCUGUCAAACCACACAAGAGCACGAAGCAGCAGGCCCUGGAAGUGAUCAGACAGUUAAAGGAGACCAUGCAAAUUGAACGUGCUCACAUGAGGCUGCGAUUUAUUCUUCCAGUAAAGGAGGGGAAGAAACUUAAAGAGAAGCUCAAGCCACUGAUUAAAGUUAUCGAGAAUGAAGAUUUCCAUGAUCAGUUGGAAAUUGUGUGCCUUAUUGACCCAGGCUGCUUCAGAGAGAUUGAUGAGCUGAUCCGGAGUGAGACAAAAGGGAAAGGAACACUGGAAGUGCUCAGUCUGAAGGAUGUGGAGGAAGGAGAUGAAACGCUUGAAUAAAGAAAACCUGGGAGCAGUUCUACUUUAACAACAUCCUACAAAAUGAUAGACGUUAGACACUCUCUUCUUUUAAGCCUUCAUGUUUAUUCCAGUCUCUUGUUGCCAAAUAUUUUCUGACACUAAUCCUUUGGGAUUUUUCCAUGCAGCAUGGGUUUUUUUUAUCAUUUUACAUUUGCUUGGUUUAGAAAUGGGUUUGCGUGUAGGAACAUUCUGUGUCAGAGUUGCUCUAGUGAGGAUGGAGUUAAGACUUGAGGUUACUCUAGUGUUGGUGUACUGUAAGAGUUGCUCUCGAGGAGUGUUGGACUGGUACGGUGCUGGUCGAUUUUGCUUUAAAUUGUUAGUGUUGAGUGGAAGAUUGCACAUGUCACCAGGGGGUAGGGUUUGUAUUUGAGGAGAGAAACCUUAAGGGGGCUGGAUUUUGAUUCUAAACAGCUUCAAAGUGUGGAUGAUGUUUAAACUCAUCUCUUGCUGGCGUGAAAACUGAUUUAGACUACCAUAAUUGGCUGCUCAGUAAUUAGAAUACUUUAAAGGACUAU
Molecule: messenger RNA, 1323 nt
Organism: Cuculus canorus (common cuckoo)
Lineage: Eukaryota; Metazoa; Chordata; Aves; Cuculiformes; Cuculidae
Gene: SBDS
Product: SBDS ribosome maturation factor
Exons: 5
Coding region: 35-787 (250 amino acids)
Biological process (GO): ribosome biogenesis; cytosolic ribosome assembly
Source: RefSeq, a predicted model, not a curated record